GCAUCUCGCGCCAUUCCCAGCCCAAAAAUGCCAAGCUGCGCGACGAGCACGAGGAUCAGAUGCCCGAGCACGAGCACGAGCAACUUUCAGCCACCGAUGAGAACAUCGCGGCCAAUGUGCAACAGCAGCAUCAGCUUUCGGUGCAUCGGCUGCCGGUGCAGCUGCGCAACAAAAUCCCGGGCAAUACGCCGCAUCCGCGUGUCAGCAAAAUGUCCAAAAAACAGCUAAAGCUUGCCCAGGCACAGCUGGACAAGCUGACCCAAAGCAAUCUCCACUUGCACGCUCUCUUCUCCGCCGUGGAGCACGGACAUCUGGAUAAGGCUCGCACCAUACUCGAAUCCACCGACGUGGAUGUCAAUAGCAUCAAUACGGAUGGACUCUCAGCGCUGGAUGUGGCCGUGCUGAGCAACAAUCGCUCCAUGACCAAAAUGCUGCUGCAGCAUGGCGCCCUGGAGGGUACUCAAUUUUCCGUGGACAGCAUUGGCACCAAACUGAACGGCCUGCUCAAGGACGCCGAGUCACGCAUACACGAUCUCAGCGGACCGGAGGGACUGUGUGCGCCCGUCUUUACAUCGAGACCCUCCAUAUCCAGCAUUAUAAUUGGCAAUACGGGCUCCUCGGUUACCGGCUGCACGGGCAACGAGGUGGACAAACAGAUUGGCAUUUGGGAGCGACGCGUCAAGGGGCUGCGACGCAUGCUUCUUGGCUGGGACCAGGCGCGACCACCAGAUGCACCCGCCUCCGUUGUAGUCGAUGUAACCGGCGACAAUUCCAUUAGCUUGCAAAUACUCGAACCCUUUGAGGGCGCCAUCGGCACCAAAUUCAAAGUUCAAUGGUCAACACGCGCCGACUUCAACAAUGUAGUGGGCGAGCGGGAACUGCUCGAGUGGAUUAGUUUCCAUGGCACCAUGGGCGCCCAGUGUCACAUAGCUGGCCUCACCCAGGGCCGCCGCUACUUCCUGCGCGCCGCCUGCGGCAAUGUCAAGGGUUGGGGCGCCUAUCGCAACUCGGUGCCCGCCAGCGUUGUGCCCUCAACCUGGCGUGACUUGGAUAAUCGGGAGGAUCGUUUCUAUGGCCGCCAAUGCAUAUUGGACAAUCUGUUUACGGCCGUACGUUCGGCUCGACCCGCAGAUGUUUCAGAGCUAACGCUCGAUCCGUGCAGCGUGCAGCGUCGCAAUCCGAAGAAAAAGACGACCAUCAAGCAGCUUUUCUCAGUCACCUCCAAGUUCCAGAAGACGCUGCGACGCGGCAUCUACUUCUCGUGCAUUGUGCACUGCGAUGACAAGGUGCUGGUCACCAGCGAGGACUUUCCGCCUGUCAUUGAGAUCGAUGAAUCAUAUCCGAGUGCAUUGCACAUGGACUACUAUUGGCUAAUGAAGGUCGCCUGCACUUGGGAAGAUGUGAAAUCGUUGCGCACGGACAUGGAACGGAAUCUAACCUCGCCGGUACACUUUCGCACCAAACUUCUUUCGGCCGUCUGCCAGAUGCAGUCGGCGCUGGGCAUCAACGAUCUUGGCCAGCUGUAUUAUAAACCACUCCGAGAUGCACAGGGCACCGUGGUGCUCACCUGCAUUCAGUCGGUGAAGAGCCAGAAGGCUGUCUCCAUCAUCAACUCACGCUGGCUGCCGGUCAGCAAGCUCCAAAAGAAGCUGGGUGCCCUGCACGAGGAUUACACCAUCAACGAGCUGCUCAUCUCGAGCAUUGGCGAACAGCUGCACUAUCAGCAGGCAGCGCUCCAGCGUCUAGAGCCGGGUCUCUAUUUGGGCUAUCUGAAGAUGCAGUGCUCCAUGGAUCAGAUACAGGUGGUCGUGCCGGUGAAGACACCCAAUGUGCUUCCCCACUGUAAGGUGCGCGAAAACAGCCACAUUACGGCCGAGGAGUGGCAGGUGCUGCAUCGCACCGAAAACAAUCCGCUGCGCCUGCCGCUCGACUUCAGUACACCAGGCGAUGGCAAUGGCAACAGUCCGGCAACCGAGGUACAGCGUCUUUUCCUACACGAUCUCAGCAAUGCGAUGCACAAGCUGUUGGCCAGCAUGAGCAUUAAGGCAACGGAUGCGGCCACGCAUCGCCUCUACGAUGUGGAGGUCAUAGAGCAUAGUCGCGAUAUUAGCUUUCUAAUUGUUUGCCCUUCGGUGGAGUCAUCAUGUGCCGUGCCCGGCCAGUCCGAGCUGCUGCUGCAGCGCGACGAUCUGGUCAGCCUGAGCAUACAGGCCUUCGAGAUGAUCCAUCUGCGCACCUAUCAGCCGGCCAUUGUGCAGAAAUAUGCACGACUCUCCUGCAUCCUGGAACUGGACACGGCGCUGGCCACGCACUCGCAUCGCGAGGCCUUUUCUAGCAGCGAACUUCAAGCUGCCAAGGAGCGUCUGGCCACAUUGCAGGAGCUGAGCACCAAUCUGACGAUGGUGUGGAAGAGCGUUCGCUGGCUGAUGGAUGUGGUGGCCUAUGCGCGCAAUAAGCAUGCCCAGCCGGCGCUGGCCAUGCGCGAAAUACUCGACUUUGCCCAGCUACGACACGAGGAAGGCGACGGCAAGCAGCUGCUGCAGCUACCGCUGCGCGAGACCAGGUUCAGCAAGACAGGUCGCGGCAGCUGGCCGGGUCCGGGUUCCAAUGAGGAUUCUAACAGGCAGAACAAGCCGGAACACUCCAAAUCUGAAACGAAUUUGGGUCAGAGCGCCCAAACGCCGUCAGCGCAGGCCACCCUUCAAGACGAACGUGACAAGCAGCCGCAGCAGCAGCAACAACAACCACAGCAGCAGCUGCUCCAGGUGACGAGCAAUGAGUACGCCGCCUCCACUUGCUCGGAUGUCUCGCUGCGCAAGAACAGCGGCGACUCCGUGAGCUCCGCAUACACUGCGCGCAGCUUUUACUCCGCUGUGGACUCCGCCUCCGAUGGCAGCAGCAGCGUUUUUGCGCUGCCGCCCUCCCGUUCCGAUGACACACUGGCGGAUGCACUGCGUCAUUCGCAGGCAGCAGCCGCCGCGCAGCGCAAACGCACCAGCUCCAACAUUGGGCCCAUUUCCACGCCGCUUAUCACCGUGCACAGCUCCAGCUCGGCUCCUUAUCUGGCCGGCUCCAGUGUCUCGUUGCGCACGGGCAGUGGUGCCUUCGCCACGGAUCUGGAGCACAAGCCGCUGAAGCCUGCCGCGGAGUACAGGGUGAAGGCUGCCUCCAGCGCCAAUUUGCGCGAGGGCGGACUUUAUUUGAAGAGCUCACUGUCGGCACUGCAGCCGGAGCUGAGGCCACUGGGCAGUAGCGAAGAGCCCGUGGCCAGCACCUCGAAGGCCUCCUCCACCAAGAGCCUGGCGCAACACAGCAGCGAGGAGGACACGGCCAGCUGUUCUAGCCUCAAUGCCGAGCAGAGCUCGACAGGCGCAGGCAUCAUUCAGGUCUACACCGCCUACAACACGGGCCUGGCCAGCGGCACCAGUCUCAAGCUGCACGUGACGCCCAAGACAACCGCCCGCGAGGUCAUCAACCUGGUCGUCAAACAGCUUAACAUGGCCGCCGUGCUGAAGGGCAGCAAGGGACCCAUCUAUAGCGCCGACAUGCUGGACAACUUUUGCCUCGUCGCCGUCAUUGGUGCCCGGGAGCGUUGUCUGCGCGACGACUUCAAGCCGCUCCAGCUGCAGAGUCCCUGGAAGAAGGGCCGCCUCUAUGUGCGGCAGAAGCACGAGCUGCUGGCGGCCAUCGAGCAUUCCAAUCGCAAAUCCCAUUUGAUUUAAGAGCUGCUGAAACAGCUCAAUUAUGCUGGAGUGCACAGCUAGCAGGGCGGCUAACGAAGUCUCAACUCGGGUUUACAAUUUGGUUUUUUAUAAGCAGCAAGAGGAACAAACGAAAGCAAAUCGAAUUACGCUUCAUGCCGAUGUCUAACGAAUAGAAAAAGACAUUUCCUGAAUAUAUAUUCCUAAACAAUAUUAACAGUCAUGUCGAUAUAGCCAAAUCCUUCUGUCCAUCUGCUUGUUUACAUGCAAACCGUCCUCGCUCUUUAAAGGAAUCAAAACACCAUAUUUUAUAGCUGCCACAGGCAUGAUCAAUCGAGAAUUAAGUUCUAUGCACAAAUUUGUUAUUUUCCGAUACAAAUCUAUGCAUUUAUCAUGCGCUUCUCUAUUCUCCCUCCUUAUCUGGGUUAUUUCAUUUUAAUCUUAAUCAUUGAUUCUUUAAUUUUUUGAUUCUAAAAAUGUUCUUGGUUCUUUGGCAGACGUGAUUUUUAAAUAUUAUGUUUUAUGCGUUCAUCAUUCUGAAGCACAACCUUUAAAAAUACAUCCUUUUGCUUACAUAAUUUGUUUAAGAACGAGCAAAUAUCGAUUCUAAAACUUCUGAACUUGAGAAAUAAACACAAUUCAUAAAUAUUUGCCAAUAGAUAUUCCACUGCCCAUUUCCCCACAUCCCAAAAGAUAUGUUUCUCUUCAAAAAGUUGCAAAGAAUUUUGGAAGCUAGAGUUUGAACCUUUACAAAAGUUCCUCGCUGUAGAAAACCAGGUUAACGAAACGAACCGAAAAGCUGUGAACUGGAACGUGCAGCCCUGAUAGCUGUGAAAUAUUCUAGCAAUCAAAAAUGUACCCUACACACACACACACACACACACACUUAAUUAUUAUUGUUGGCUUCUUAAUUUGGUUUUUGCUUUUUGGGGGGGAGCUCCACUGUGCCCAGCCAAGUUUGACGACCAAAUUCCCAAAUUAGACUGAAUUACUUACAUAUGUAUGUUAGAGGAGGACAAAAGAUGAUGUUAUAUAUGAAAUUGUAAUGAAAUGGUAUUAUAUUUUAAAUAGUUUUAUACACACAGACACAAAAACACACACCAUGCGCAUACAUACAUAUGUAUAUACGGCACAUAAAUUAAUUGUUGUUAGUUGUUUUAGAAGCUGGUUUAAGCGUAAGUGCAACAAAUUACACCAAUAUUAUAAUGCAUGUAGAUUAUAUAUAUAUAU
Molecule: messenger RNA, 4931 nt
Organism: Drosophila novamexicana
Lineage: Eukaryota; Metazoa; Arthropoda; Insecta; Diptera; Drosophilidae
Gene: wake
Exons: 8
Coding region: 60-3722 (1220 amino acids)
Biological process (GO): establishment of mitotic spindle orientation; signal transduction; regulation of establishment of bipolar cell polarity
Cellular component (GO): spindle
Molecular function (GO): protein binding
Source: RefSeq, a predicted model, not a curated record